UCUCCCUCUUCUUCCCCUCUCCUUCCUAAACCCUAACCCCCAAAUCAUUAUAUAUUUUUUAUUAAAAAAAGGAAAAUCAUGAAAUUAAGUUCAUCAAUCUCCAGCAUUCGAUUUCCAAAUUUUAAUACCACAUUCGUUAAAUCUUAUCCUUCCUCUUUCUUUCCUUCAUUCAAAUUUUCCACCACAUCCAACAGAGCAAUGACUCAAUUCCCUAAUUUUUCUAUAAAAAACACAAAUUCUUCUCCCGCCAAUACGGCGGAGGACUCCCAGGUGGCGCCACCCAAGCCCAAGCCAACUCCGCCGCCGCAGCGGCCAUGGCUUAUCGUCGGUCUCGGUAAUCCCGGCAAGAAAUACAAUGGCACUCGCCACAACGUGGGUUUUGAGAUGGUAGAUGCUAUAGCUGAGGCUGAAGGGAUUCCCAUUAACACCGUUAACUUUAAAGCCCUCUUUGGAAAAGGAUUUAUUGGAAAUGUUCCGGUCAUGCUUGCCAAACCACAAACUUUCAUGAACUCAAGUGGUGAGUCUGUUGGGGCCAUUGUCUCGUAUUACAAGAUUCCAUUGAAGCAAGUACUUGUGAUUUUUGAUGAUUUAGAUUUACCUUUUGCCAAAUUGAGACUACUUCCAAAAGGCGGGCAUGGAGGACAUAAUGGGAUGAGAAGUAUCAUAGAUCAUUUCAAAGGGAGUCGUGACUUUCCUCGUCUAAGAAUAGGCAUUGGACGGCCCCCUGGGAGGAUGGAUGCUGUUAAUUUUGUCCUUCGCCCUUUCAAUAAGCAAGAACGUGAAGAGCUGGAGUUUACAUUUCAACAUGGAAUAGAGGCUGUCCGGAUUCUUUCACUUGAAGGUUUUAAUAAAAGCGCGACAUAUGUCAACAGCACCAAAGCAAUGGAGCAACUUGGUUAAGUUAUUGCUCUAGGUGGCUACCUCUUGGGUUAAGGCAGCGCAUUGAGAUAGGGAUGCCUACUGGCAGGCAUCUGAAAUUUAAUGAAGCAUUGGAACGCGUAAAAACUACGUUAAGCAUGUGGGGGGAUGGUCGAUAAAUCAGCAAUAAGACAAAGGUUAAGGAACGUGAUCCCAGCACUGUCUCACCCAACAUUGCUAAACUUACAAUAAUGUUGCCAUAAAUGGCAAGUACAUCGGAUGAAGGUUGUAAAGUGUAAAGCAAGUGGUUAGCCAUGCAAUAUCUGGUUACCCUAUUAAAGGUUGGACAAUGACUCCUCUGUUGGAUAUAGGCUUGGCCUCUUAACACUUCAUCGAUCAUUGAUAAAUACAUGUAUCUUUCUACUCAAAUAAUUAUAUUCGAAUCUUUCUUUUUGGAAU
Molecule: messenger RNA, 1317 nt
Organism: Theobroma umbraticum
Lineage: Eukaryota; Viridiplantae; Streptophyta; Magnoliopsida; Malvales; Malvaceae
Product: Peptidyl-tRNA hydrolase family protein
Molecular function (GO): peptidyl-tRNA hydrolase activity
Source: RefSeq, a predicted model, not a curated record